Molecule: messenger RNA, 1636 nt
Organism: Gallus gallus (chicken)
Lineage: Eukaryota; Metazoa; Chordata; Aves; Galliformes; Phasianidae
Exons: 1
Coding region: 201-758 (185 amino acids)
Source: RefSeq, a predicted model, not a curated record
GGCACUGGGGAACACUUCCCAACAGAACUGAUGUGCUGCAGCCCACUUGGUUUGUGUUAAUGUUAGUCACACUUUCACCAGCAGAAAUGGGCCAAUCAGAAAAGCCCUCCCUUCCAAAGUACACUGCUAAUGUUGAUUGCAAAUGGAUGAAAAAAUAACCCCAAAAAACAAAAAAUGUCUGUAAACCUGCAAAGAAAGACAUGGAUGUAGUGGUGGACAGCAAGGUGGCCAUGAGUCAGCAGUGUGCCCUGGUGGCCAAGAAGGCCAAUGGGACCCUAGGGCGCAUUAAAAAGAGCAUGGCCAGCAGGGUGAGGGAGGUGAUCCUCUCCCUCUACUCUGUCCUGGUGAGGCCACAUAUGGAAUUCUGUGUCCAGUUCUGGGCUCCUUGGUUCAAAAAAGACAGGGAUCUCCUAGAAGGAGUCCAGCAGAGGGCCACAGGGAUGAUGAAUGGCUUGAAGCAUCUCUUGUACGACGAAAAGCUGAGAGACCUGGGGCUGUUCAGCCUGGGGAAAAGACAACUGGGGGAGGAUCUUAUUAAUAAUGUUUAUAGGUAUGUAAAGGGAGGUGGGAGGCAAAUGGAUGAGGCCAGGCUCUUCUUGGUAGCAUGUAGCGACAGGACAAGGAGUAACGGCCUAGGACUUGAACGUAGGAAGGAACAUGAAGAAGUACUUCUUUUUGGUAAGGGUGACCAAACAGUGGAACUAGUUGCCCAGAGAGGUGGUAGAGUCUCCUUCUAUGGAGGAGCUUGUGUUGCUUAAAAGUUUGAUGCUUAAAUGUUUCAUGCCUGUACUUCCAAUUUCUUCUGCACACCUUGGAAGUCUGGGAAUUUCUGAGAAGAUGUAGAGAGCUUUUCCAGAACCACCAGGCUGCAGGCUUGGGAGAGCAGGACAGAUCAGAUCCCACCAGAAGGGGCCAAGCUGUGGACCAGGGGAAUGGGGAGAGGCAGGGCUGCAGCCAUAUCCGUAGCAUAAGGCUACAUUGGGGAGUAUCACCCAACAGUGUGCUACCAAACAGGCAGACAGACUUUCUUAUUCUGUUUAGUUGUCUUGUCGCAGAUUCUGGCUUGUUGUUACCUCACUGAAAGGCAAACAGUGAAGAGAUAAAUGGGAGGCAUGGACGGGCACUCAGCAAGGUUCAGCCGCUUGAAGCAGCAUUUUAGUUUGGAUUUGAUAAGGCUGGAAAUGUUAUCUUUUAUUUUAUUUUAUUCCUAUAAGUGGCUGUGUGUGUAUGAAAGAGAAUGAGAGAGAGAGAGUAAGAGAGAGAGAGAGAAUGCAGCAAUAAAACAUUCAUCAUGAAGCACAAAAUGCUCCUUGUAAACCCUCAAUGGGAGUAAAUGCAAUAAAUAAACAGCUGCAUGGUAACAGGAAGCGGUGGACAAUGCUGUUGCAAAUUUGUGACGAUUGCUGUUCAUUACUCAAUGUCUGUCUAAAUUAAGGCCACAUUUCAUUUGCAGUGAAAUGUCCUGCCUCCCCUCCCCUCCCCUUUGCAUCAUAUUUUACACUCUGUGUGUGUAUGUUUUCCCCAUGUCUUUCUGUUACUUAUACUGAUUGGUUGAAGCAAGGGUCUUAUCUUCAUACAGUGCUAUACAGUGACGGAUUUAGCAUGAUUUACUUUUUAAUAAAAUAUUUAAAAGCUG